AUGUGGGACGGUCUAUUCAUGCUGCUCACUCUGAGCACGAUCAUGGCAAUUGCAUCUUUCGUCGCCGGCGCACUGCCGCUCACCUUCACCCUCUCGCCGCGGCAGCUGCGCAUCAUCACACUCCUUGGCACAGGCGUGCUUGUGGGGACUUCACUCAUUGUCAUCAUUCCAGAGGGAAUCGAGACAAUGUACAGUGCUGGCAAGACCCAUUCGCACGUCUCCCGCAGCGUCCUACCUACCAUCCCCAGCGUACACAAGCUGCAAACUGGCAUCAAGCACCCCUCAGACUUUGGCCUUGGAAGCAGAGGAGAUAUCCUGGACACUAGCGUACUGAAGGUGGGCGCCGUUAAAGCGCCGGCUGGCCAUGUUGCUCAGGAGGGCGAGUUUAUCGACCUCCGAAUCAGGCGGACCCAGGAGCUGAAGGAGAAGGCCAAGGACAAGCAGCAGCUCGAGGACGAGGAGCACCACGAGGCGCAGAAGGGCGGCGAUGACGACUCCACAGAGGGCCACAAGGAAGGCCACACACGCGUGCACGCUCCGGAAGAAGACGAGAACCACAAGCACGUUGAAGACAUGCAAGGCCCGAGUCCACAUGCGUACAUUGGCGUCGCUCUGAUCCUCGGCUACAUCCUGAUGUUCCUCGUCGACCACGUUCCCGAGGCUCUAUCCUCCUCCCAGCAAGAUUACCAGCCCAUGCACAUCUCGCUGUCGAACCUGCACCGUGGACCACACAACUCAUCCAGUCUCAGUCUGAAUGGACUGACAACGCCUGGGUCACCGCCAAUGCUGACGCCCACGCCCAUGGCUUUGCCCAAGAAGAACGGGUCUGCAACGACCAUAGGGCUGGUAGUCCAUGCCUGUGCAGACGGCAUUGCCUUGGGGGCUUCCUCGGCUGCUCCAUCUGGUUCCCUGUCCUUCAUCGUCUUCCUGGCUAUUAUGCUGCACAAAGCCCCGGCCGCAUUUGGACUCACGUCAGUGCUGUUGAAGCAAGGCCUUUCUAAGCGCUCGGCACGCACGCACUUGGCGUUCUUCAGCUUGGCCGCUCCUGCAGGCGCUUUCGCAACAUGGGCUAUCGUACACACCCUUGGACGCAAUACACUCGGUGGGGAUGAGGGUUUGACAUGGUCGACCGGCUGGGUAUUGUGCUUCUCUGGCGGCACAUUUUUGUACGUGGCAAUGCAUUCCAUGAUCGAGGCGACAAGCCCUCAAGAAGAGCCCAUCGUUCACGGAUACCUCGACGCACCUCUUGGAAAGGCAACUAUGUCCAAGACAGACAUUCUGAUCGUCGUCUUCGGCAUGCUAUUGCCACUCGUCACCCAGAUCGGUCACGCCAAUGCGCAUGCUCAUUAG
This is a messenger RNA of Boeremia exigua, 1350 nucleotides long. Its product is annotated as Zinc/iron permease. The record is from RefSeq and is a predicted model, not a curated record. Bases 1 to 1350 code for a protein of 449 amino acids. Gene Ontology annotation, cellular component: membrane. Gene Ontology annotation, molecular function: metal ion transmembrane transporter activity. NCBI's taxonomy places the organism in Eukaryota, Fungi, Ascomycota, Dothideomycetes, Pleosporales, Didymellaceae. The transcript is spliced from 3 exons. Gene Ontology annotation, biological process: zinc ion transport; transmembrane transport.